Fusarium subglutinans is the source of this 1245-nucleotide messenger RNA. RefSeq names its product alcohol acetyltransferase. The coding region runs from base 1 to 1245 and encodes 414 amino acids. NCBI's taxonomy places the organism in Eukaryota, Fungi, Ascomycota, Sordariomycetes, Hypocreales, Nectriaceae. Gene Ontology annotation, molecular function: N-acetyltransferase activity. The transcript has a single exon. The record is from RefSeq and is a predicted model, not a curated record.
AUGCGCGUUGGCAUUAUUGGACAAGACUCAAAACAUCCACGAUUCGUUGCCUUGUCGUCUAUUGACUUUUCUGAACAAGUUGAAGACGCGAAAGCAUCAUCGACAGAUGAUGUGACUAGGAGCCUAGAAAACCUAUUGUUGCAGCCAUGGCCCGACCUUUCAAAACGCCCGGGCUGGCACGUUCUGGUCUUUCAUGAACCCAACUUGGCAAAUAAGGACGUUUGUCGACUCCGGAUUUGUCUCACUGUUCAUCAUGCCAUCUGCGACGGAGAAAGCACAGCAAAAUUUCACACAUCCUUGGUUGACGCUCUUAACAAUCCUGAUCCCACCGUCGCGCUGAUGAUGGACAAAAGUCUUGUCGUAAACUUGACUGACGAUAUCCGCGACUACCCUCCCCCACAGGAAAAGCUCAUCAGCUUCACUGCGGACAUCUUCUGGAUAAUAUCCGGACUCUGGAAUAUGCUUGCACCAUCAUUCCUCAAGCCUUCUACAUCUCAGAAGUGGGCGGGCGAGCCUUGCAACCCUGAUAUUCAAGCCGCACACAUCCGCUACAUUUCGCUAAGCUCCGUGCUCACUCAAGCUGUAGUUAAGAGGUGUCGCGAGGAAAAGACUACAUUGACCAAUCUUCUCAAUGCCCUUUGCGCUACCUCCUUGGCGAGACGCGUGCCCCUGACCCAGCAGCAGGGCUUCGUCAAUCUCACAGCUGUCAGCCUACGACCGUGGAUUUCCGAAAAAGUGCAGUUCAACAAGGCUUGGAUGUCCAAGUGCGCGUCAUCACACGCCCAGGAAUUUGGACACGACAACUUAGUCAAGAUUCAACAGGCUGGGGAUGCUGCAGUCUGGGAGCUUGCGGUCGGAUUGCGACGGGACAUGAAGAGAAGAACAGACUCAAUACCCCAUAACGAGUAUUCCUAUCUUUUCCGCUAUGCUGGCGAUUGGCGUCAUGUCUUCCAGGCCAGAUACGGAAAGCCGAGGCGGGAGCUAUGGACGUUGAGCAACCUGGGUUCUAUCGCCGCCCCGGCGUCCAAAGGCCCCUGGGAAUUGGAGAAUAUGUUGUUUGCCCAGUUUGCGCCGAUUUUUAGCUCUGCGCUUGCGGUCAACACUGUAAGUGUUGAGGGCAGAGAUAUGAUGGUGUCACUUGUAUGGCAAGAUGGAAUCCUAGAGACAGAACUUGUAGAAGGGGUAAGAGACGACUUGGAAAGGUGGCUGCUUAACCUUGGAGAGGAGGGGAGGCUAGGAAUGUAG